This is a messenger RNA of Hylaeus anthracinus, 1137 nucleotides long. It is a transcript of the gene aurB, whose product is annotated as aurora kinase B. Gene Ontology annotation, molecular function: ATP binding; protein kinase activity. The coding region runs from base 147 to 1061 and encodes 304 amino acids. The record is from RefSeq and is a predicted model, not a curated record. Gene Ontology annotation, cellular component: chromosome passenger complex; spindle midzone; spindle microtubule. The transcript is spliced from 7 exons. Gene Ontology annotation, biological process: regulation of cytokinesis; protein phosphorylation; mitotic spindle organization. NCBI's taxonomy places the organism in Eukaryota, Metazoa, Arthropoda, Insecta, Hymenoptera, Colletidae.
UAAAGUAGUAGUGCUAGUCAGAUGUCGCUUAGGUCGAUGAGUCAUGUUCAAAGAUUUGAAUCAAAAAUGUCAGUUACAAUGUGGGAACUCGUGGGAAUCGAGUGAAUCUGUUGUCAAAAGUUAUUUUAAGGAUAUAAUUAAUCACAAUGCAUUUCAAAGCGGAUAAACCUCUUGCCAAUGUUCCAUCAGAGUACAAAGAUGCUGUUCUUAAUACUUUAUAUAAAAUGGAAGAUCACAUCGAAGCAAGAGGUCCAAAGUAUCUGUGGAGCAUAGAUGAUUUUGAAAUCGGCUCACCUUUAGGUCGUGGUAAAUUUGGUCGUGUUUACUUGGCGAGAGAGAAAAGCACGCAGUAUAUGGUCGCUUUGAAAACUCUGUACAAGGUAGAGUUGAUAAAGGGACGUGUUGAAAAGCAAGCAAUGCGUGAAAUUGAAAUUCAAACGCAUUUAAGACAUCCUCAUAUUCUUCAAAUGUUGACAUAUUUCCAUGAUCAUAAACGUAUUUAUCUUGUAUUAGAAUUCGCAGCUGGAGGAGAAUUGUACAAAGAAUUAAAACGUCAGCCUAACGAGAGAUUCAGUGAACAUUUGUCUGCAAAGUAUACUUAUCAAGUCGCGGAUGCGUUGGAAUAUUGUCAUAGGAAUAACGUGAUUCACAGAGAUAUAAAACCUGAAAAUUUGUUACUUACGUUUUCCGGCGAUGUAAAGCUAGCCGACUUUGGAUGGUCUGUUCAUGCGCCAUCUUCCAAGAGAAACACGCUGUGCGGAACACUGGAUUAUUUACCACCGGAAAUGGUAACAGGACAAACCUAUGACAUAUACGUCGAUCACUGGUGUUUGGGUAUUCUUUGUUACGAGUUCUUAGUCGGUUCGCCACCGUUUCUUAGCGACUCGCAACAGGAAACUUACGUUAAAAUAAAAACUUUAAAUAUAAAUUGGCCAGAAUCCAUUACACCUGGAGCUAAAGAUCUUAUAUCAAAGUUAAUUAAACGAAAAAGCUCAGAAAGGAUUUCUAUGGCCGCGGUUAAAAAACAUUUUUGGAUUCUGAAAUACAAGGAUGCGCGUUAAUGUAAAAUAUUUAGUCUUAUUAUAUUAUUAUUAUUAUUAUUAUUAUAUAAUAAAUAUGACCGAAUGUAAAGGACGA